Messenger RNA from Nomia melanderi (Alkali bee), 2189 nucleotides. The record is from RefSeq and is a predicted model, not a curated record. NCBI's taxonomy places the organism in Eukaryota, Metazoa, Arthropoda, Insecta, Hymenoptera, Halictidae.
CCGCGAGCCACAAGCAGGAGCAAGGACAAGGGUGACAGGCGGUGUGAUGAGCGGAUAUCUCGGUAGCAUCACCCUGCCCCCGACGUUGCUGCACGACCCGAAGUACCCUCCAGCCAUGCGGGAGAAGGAUUCGAGCCCGAGGAAGAUGCCAGGCCACAUCAGCCCGAAGCAGGCCAGCAUUUACCCGCUGAGCGUCCGCGUGCCGGACGUCGAAGAGUUACCGUACGACCUGAGCCACGGGCACGGCCGCGGCCUCUCAAGUCCGACAAACCAGCAGCCUCACAUGAGUCCGGCGGCCCGGCCGCCGCAGCCGCACCACCAGGACGAGCUGGACUGCGAGCCGCUCGAUCUUCGCGUGGAUCACAAGAAGGAGAGGCUGCGGGACGAAAACCAGAACGAGAUAGAGGUGCUGAACCAGAACAGCCUGAGCAGCAGCCUUCCUUAUCACACGGUACUGUUCCCCCAGCACCACGCUGUCCAUCCGUUAGUCCUGGAGGCCAUGUACCGGUCGCAUCACCACAGCUCACCGGUUCCGGACCUGCCCAAGAUCCAAGUCAGGGCGCUGCCAACGAUGGUGCCGCUGCCGCCCAACCGAUUCUCCUCUACAACGUCCUCCACAUCCUCGUCCUCGUCGCAAGCCGUCGCAAGGAUACCCAGCCCUUCCGUUGCCGUCCAGCAGCCCCAACAGCAAAGCCAUCCCAGCCAGCAGCCCCAGCCUCAGCAGCAAACCGCUUCCACUCUACCGCCGUAUUCCAUCAGCGUCCAAGCCGGUCUGAAGCCCAAGGACCGGUACUCCUGCAAAUUCUGCGGCAAAGUGUUCCCCAGAUCAGCGAACUUAACGCGGCACCUGCGGACCCACACCGGUGAACAGCCGUACAAGUGUAAAUACUGCGAGAGAUCGUUCAGCAUCUCGAGCAACCUCCAGCGCCACGUGCGAAACAUCCACAACAAAGAGAAGCCGUUCAAGUGUCCGCUCUGCGAGCGGUGCUUCGGCCAGCAGACCAAUCUCGACAGACACCUGAAGAAGCACGACGCCGACGGGCCGACGAUACUCGACGAGGUCAGGUCGAGGUACCACGGACAGCUGCCCAGGGCGGACGAGUCCUACUUCGAGGAGAUCCGAAGUUUCAUGGGGAAGAUCACCUCCCAGAGACAAGGCAUCCCCUAUUUCCCUGGACUGCUGGGCCACGGCGCGGACGACUUCCGGAAUGACAAGCAACAACUCCAACUGGAGGAGAAGAGGGGCGACUCGUCGUACUUCAGCGACAGGGACAACCUGAGCUCGAGGUCAAGCAGCACCGCUAGUAGACCCGAGAGCGUGCAGGAGGAGCAGAGAGAGAUGAAUUCUCCGCCCCUGUCGCCAGGGAAUAACACUUGAGCCGAGACCGCGGGUGUGAUUAGUCGACGAGUCUCCCGAGUUAUCCGGACGAUUCCAGAGACACGAAUGUCCAUAGAUACGGUAUAGUUACUUCGACGACAAUGUCGAACGGUCCUGCUAGGCUAAUUCCUUCCGGACCUAGAAUUUGUGUUAGGAAAAGUCUUUCAGAAGUCGCGGUACGCGGCGCCUUUCCGAAGACUUCGUCACAAAGGACUCUAUUGUGUCGGUCCGCGACUUGCCGCGGUCACCGAUGAAGCGGAAAGAGUCGUGUGCGUCGGUCGGGCCGACAGGUGCCUUCGUCGAGAGUGCGCUGGGUCGCUGGCGAGUUGGCAGUUGAAAGGAACGCGGCUGUAACAAUCCAUUUUCGGCAGUGUGCUAUUCGCCGAUCGCGCGAUAAUCGGUAGCGUAAAUGAAAUACGAUAUACCGUUCCUGUGUCUCUGUUCCGAGUGCCAACUCUUUAGCGACACGGGGUAAGGUACGGAGAUGAGUUGUUGGCUAAGGAACGCUUCAGUGGUUGGAGUUGAAAUGAACCAUCUGCACGCGCAUUUUUCCUCGAGCAUCCGUCGUGUAAUGCAAAGUACACGGGAGACUCUUGCCUCUGGGCUGGCCCGUUAGCCAUCAAGACAUGUCCGUAGUAUACGUGCCUGAAACGUUCCGCGGGAUCGAGCGUGAUCGCGCCGCGAGAAGUUUUACCUAGUUUUAAGUAGACGAUAAAGUCGGCGUUGUAAGCAGCAUGUUUCUUAGUUACUCGCGAGGGAGGAGAACGCGCGUCCCUUUCGCCGGAACAACGCGCGAGACCGUUCAGAGCAG